Linum tenue is the source of this 2495-nucleotide messenger RNA. Lineage: Eukaryota; Viridiplantae; Streptophyta; Magnoliopsida; Malpighiales; Linaceae. The record is from the annotation of a GenBank genome assembly.
CUCUUAGGCUCUUUACUGUCUUACACUUUGCAAUUUCAUUAUAAAAUCACAGAAAAGCGCAAAACUAGCACUCUGCUUCUCCACGCUUCUCCCACUCGCUUCCGUUUCCUCACGUCAUUUGCUUUGCUUUCUUCUCUUGAACGAUCAGGAUGGCUGGUAAUGGUGGAGAAACUGGUAGGUCCUCACAAUACCCGCGUCCAGCACUCAAUGAAAGGAUCCUUUCUUCGAUGACACGUAGAUCUGUAGCUGCUCACCCCUGGCAUGAUUUGGAGAUUGGUAACCUACUCCAGGCUUCAUUUGGGUUUACCAAUUAUGCUGGAACUGUAUGCUUAUGGAAUGGUUGUCUUCUUUCUUGCAUUCUGCUCCAUUGACCAUGUUAACCGACCGGCCUUUCACAUCUAUGCAGGACCUGGUGCUCCAUCCGUCUUCAAUGUUGUAAGUUUUUGGAUGGUGAAAUUGUUUGAAAUUUUGUGGUAUGGUUUACCAUUGCACAGCUAGCCAAUUGUUAGGAAGUUCCACAUGCUUGCUGAUUAUGGGAAUGUUAGAUGGGGGAGUCUUCAAUGUUGUAAGUUCUGGAUGAUGAAAUUGUUUGAUAGUUUGUGGUGUGCUUAACCAUUGCAAAGCUAGCCAAUUGUUAGGAAGUUCCACAUUAUUACUGAUAACCGUUCUAAUGGUAUCUCAGUGUCAUUUAGUUUCCCCUUCGAUAUUAUUCCCUCGAUUUCCUUUACUAAAGUCCAAGAUUCUCGUUGUAGGCUAAUUGAAGAAGACACUUUGUGAUUUAUGCUCUAUACCCAUUAUAACGUGCAUUGUUAUGGACUCAAAUGGCAGGUUAUUGAAAUUAGCAAAGGCAGCAAGGUUAAGUAUGAACUUGACAAGAAAACUGGCCUUAUAAAAGUUGACCGUAUUCUCUACUCGUCAGUGGUGUACCCGCAUAACUAUGGGUUUAUUCCUAGAACCCUCUGUGAGGAUAGCGACCCCAUGGACGUCCUGGUACUCAUGCAGGAGCCUGUUCUAACUGGUUCUUUCCUCCGUGCUCGUGCCAUAGGAUUAAUGCCUAUGAUUGACCAGGGAGAGAAGGAUGACAAAAUCAUAGCAGUGUGCGCAGAUGAUCCUGAGUUUCGCCAUUACACAGAUAUCAAGGAGCUUCCUCCUCAUCGCUUGGCUGAAAUUCGCCGCUUCUUUGAGGACUACAAGAAGAAUGAGAACAAGAAAGUUGAUGUAGAAGACUUCUUGCCAGCUCAAGCUGCAGUUGAUGCCAUCAAGUAUUCCAUGGAUCUGUAUGCAUCCUACAUCGUCGAAAAUCUGAGGCAGUGAGUGACUUUGGCGAUGGACAAGCUGCAGACGUCCCAAGUGAAGAAGUGUAGCAGCAAACCAGCUCUGACUUAAAUGCUUGAAUUCUCUUUCUAAAACCUGUGAUACUCUGAAUCCCAACUCUGAUGGGAGUUGAAUAACCAGUAUUUUUCAUUUUUCAGUAUUGUUCCUACUCAAUCCUCUAUACAAAACGGUUGGUGCAUUUCUUGGGAGUGGCUUUGGCUUGAUGGAUUUAGGGGGGGAGGGGUCGUUUUUGUUGUUAUGGACGUAUUAACGCCGCAUUGGAUCAAAUAGCUUGAUUGACGAUUCAAGCUCAUCCAUCUACAGGUGAAGAAGUGUUACCUGACCUGGUAAACGAGCUACAGUCUGCUUUCACAGGGGGAAGACAGAUUCAAGACAAUAUCAUCAUUGUGCACGAGGUUCUUAAUCACUUCAAGAAGCAUAAAACAGGAAAGAAGAGGGAGAUGAUGAUGAAACUGGACAUGAAGAAAGCAUAUGAUAUGGUUGAAUGGGAUCUCCUCCUCUCCCUGCUGAAAGCUUAUGGCUUUAGUGACGUGUGGUGUAACUGGGUGUCUUCAUGUAUUACAACGGUUACCUUCAGCCUUCUUUUGAAUGGUGAGCUGUCAAGAGAGUUCACCCCUUCUAGAGGCAUUCGACAGGGGGACCCCUUGUCACCCCUCCUGUUUAUUCUCAUGUCGAAUGAUUUAUCGUUCCUGAUCGAGAAAGCGGUCCUCAGCAAUGGGAUUAAGGGGAUAAAGCUUAACAGACACUGCCCAGUUCUAUCCCACUGCUUGUUCGCGGAUGAUACAGUGAUUUUCGGGGAGGCUACCUGUGAAGAGGCGGACAAGAUUUUGGACAUCCUUAACCAGUAUGGAGCAGUCACAGGACAAGAGGUUAACAAAAACAAGUCCUCCUUUUUCUUCAGCUGCAACGUCCCAAGUGAUGAACAGGCCAGAAUAGUGAUCAGCUCUGGUUUUGCUACAACCCCCUGCCAUGACAACUAUCUGGGAGUGCCAACCGAAUGGGGUAGGUCAAAGAAGGAAACUUUUCAAUUCCUUUUGCAACGAAUGGAAUCAAAAGGGGAAGCCUAGAAGAGCCUUCUCCUGUCCCCAGGAGGCAAAGAAGUGUUAUUAAAAGCGGUUUUUCAAGCGGUCCCUUCUUACAUCAUGAGUUUAUUCCUGCUG